CGCCCGCGCCUUCCCUUGACAGCAGGACAAGGCGGAGGCAAGUGGGUCUGUCGGUCGGUUGAGAACGAGGCUCGGACUGAGAGGCCCGCGCGGAGCCGUUGCCAUGGCAGCCGCCGCCGGGGGCGCGGGCGACGAGCCGCGCUCGGGCCGCUCGAGCUCGGAUGGCGAGUGCGCGGUGGCGCCGGAGCCGCUGGCAGAAGCCGAGGGCCUCUUCUCUUUCGCGGACUUGGGGUCCGCCCUGGUCGGUGGCGCAGGCCUUCCGGGCCGGGCGUCCGGGGGCUCCGAGUCCCCGCUGCGCUUCCUCCAUGUCCUGUGGCAGCAGGACGCGGAGCCGCGCGAUGAGCUGCGCUGCAAGAUCCCGGCCGGCCGGCUCCGGCGCGCCGCCAGGCCGCACCGCCGGCUUGGGCCCACGGGCAAGGAGGUGCACGCCCUAAAGAGACUGAGGGAUUCAGCCAAUGCCAAUGAUGUGGAAACAGUGCAGCAGCUGCUGGACGAUGGCACGGAUCCCUGUGCAGCUGAUGACAAGGGCCGCACUGCCCUCCACUUCGCCUCCUGCAAUGGCAAUGACCAGAUUGUACAGCUGCUUCUGGACCAUGGGGCUGACCCCAACCAGAGGGACGGUCUGGGCAACACACCACUGCACCUGGCGGCCUGCACCAACCACGUCCCUGUCAUCACCACGCUGCUCCGAGGAGGGGCCCGUGUAGAUGCCCUGGAUAGAGCUGGCCGCACACCCCUGCACCUGGCCAAGUCGAAGCUGAACAUCCUGCAGGAGGGCCAUUCUCAGUGUCUGGAGGCUGUGCGGCUGGAGGUGAAGCAGAUCAUCCAUAUGCUGCGGGAGUACCUGGAGCGCCUGGGGCAGCAUGAGCAGCGGGACAGGCUGGAUGACCUCUGCACCAGGCUCCAGAUGACCAGCACCAAAGAGCAGGUUGAUGAGGUGACUGACCUCCUGGCCAGCUUUACCUCCCUGAGUUUACAGAUGCAAAACAUGGAGAAGAGGUAGCAAGAGCCUCCCCCACCUGCCACUGCCACUGCCACUGCCCUGUCCCCUCUGCUCUCUUCUACAAAGAAAAAGCCCAGGGGACUUUGGAACUCCACUUCUCCUCCUCAUCCUCAAGACGCUGGGGACAGCCGAGUCAUGCUCUUCGCCACCUGAGCCGCUCCCAGUCAGUCUCCAUCAUCUCCGCAGACGCAGAUCACCUUUGCUGCACGAGGCACCCUGCAGCCGUACUUCAGCUCUGGCUGACGUGCGCCACCGUCCUCAGGGCUCCCGCACCCUCAGCAGGCCCCGAAGCCUUCUUCCUGCUCCUUCCCAGCUAAGGGCCUGUUGCUGCCGGCUGGCUUUCAGCAUGUACUCUCAGGCCACCACAAGCUUCUUGGCUGGCCCUGGCCCUUUCUCCAGCACUGAGGUUUUAGUUCGUUGCCUGACUUCUGAGGAGACAUUGCAUCAGUUUCUCUGGUCAGAAGCAGGGAGGGUUGGUGAGGCCUAGGCCUUAAAUAAGGUUAGGGAGCAUCCCGCUGACUCCAGAAGGAAACGUUCCCCAACCCUUCCCCUGACAGUCACUGGAACAGCAGGAGGGGUUUGGUUGCUGCUAGUUGUCACAAGCUGAUUGUGGCCCCUAGAUGCCUAGGUCCUCGUCCAGGAUCCUGUGGGCUGGACCCCACAUGGCCGGAGAGGCUUUGUGGCUACAACUAAGUCUUCACACACACAUGGUCUGGAAUUAUCAAGGUGGGCUGGAUGAGAUCGUAGAGGUCAGUAUUAAGGGAAACAAGCAGAUGUGCUAAUAAGAGCAACAAGUUGGGAGGGGUCAGGCACCCAUGGCUCAAGCCUAUAAUGCUGGCUACUAAGGAGGCUGGGAUCUGGGAAUCACAGUUCAGAAAUGUCUCCGAGACUCUUAUUACCAGUUAACCAGCAAAAAGCAGGAAGUGAAGGUAUGGCUCCAGUGGUAGAACACCACCCUUGAGUGAAAAAGCCAAGUGAGAGCUUGAGGCUCAGAGUUCACAUCCCACUACCAGCACAAAAAUUCAAGGGUAAUGGCUGGUGCCCCAGUGCUAUCACAACUCGCUAGUAAGCCUGAGGCCCUUGGUUCAAAUCCCCAAGUACAAGUCCAGAGAAGAGGUCACAAGCCAAGGAAUGUAGGCUGCCUUCAGAAGCUAGAGGAGGCAAGGAAAUGGAUUUUCUCCAUUGGACUUCCAGAAAGAACUGGCUUUACUGACAACUUCAGACUUUAGCUCAGUGAGACUGAUUUUAGAUUAUAGCCUCCAGAAACCCAUGAGAAUGUCUGUGUUGUUUGUUGCCAUAGCAACAGGAAACCAAUAAAGUAGAUGCUCAAAUUCA
Molecule: messenger RNA, 2338 nt
Organism: Dipodomys spectabilis (banner-tailed kangaroo rat)
Lineage: Eukaryota; Metazoa; Chordata; Mammalia; Rodentia; Heteromyidae
Gene: Ankrd54
Product: ankyrin repeat domain 54
Exons: 8
Coding region: 104-1003 (299 amino acids)
Biological process (GO): regulation of protein kinase activity; regulation of intracellular signal transduction
Cellular component (GO): nucleus; cytoplasm
Molecular function (GO): protein kinase regulator activity; protein binding
Source: RefSeq, a predicted model, not a curated record